AUUAGAAAUUAAUUAAAUAGAUUUGUGCAAAAAAUAAAAUUGUUUAAAGUUCCUAAAGGAAAGCGAGUUUUUAUAAAGAAAUUUAUAAAAAUAAAAGUUUUAUAAAACAAAAGCAAAGUAAAUAAAAAGAGAGUGAACAAGAUACAAGGGGAAUUAAAGCAUGUUGUUAUAAUAAUAUACACUGUGAGAACUAAGUUAUUUAAUAGUGAUAAAGUACACUGUUAAUACUUAAAUUAAGGGUUAAUAGAGUGUUUUAUAAUAGAUUUAUUAUGAUUUGUUUUUACUCUGCCAUUCUCCUCUAACUCAUUUACAUAUAAUUUUGGUUUUGUAAAAAAAAAGAAUAAUAUUUAUUGAUAAUUGUAUUUAAUCUAUUGAAAAGCAACAAAUACCUACUUAUUGGCUGAAAAGAAAGAAAAUAAUAAAUAUUAUUCUAAAUAUUGAAUUAUAAUUACGAAAUAGUAUAAAAAUUCAAUUAUAAAUGUCGUCUAGUCUAAAGUAUGUUGGUUUAACAGUUUUAAGAUCAACAAAUUUCAAAACAACAACUUUAUCAAUUACUACUAAAUUAACCGCCACCGCAACAACAACAACUGCAACAGCAACAGCUACACGCAAUUAUCAUUUACUCUCUGCUAUUGAUCUAAAUAAUUGGAGAACCCCAACUCAAGAGCAACAACAAAAAUUACCUCAAACAGCUGUCAAAAAUACUUCCUUAUUAAAACUAAUAAACAAAAACUUAGAUAAAACCUGUCUAUCAUUAAGUACUUUUCAUAAAUACAAAAACAUAAUGGAUGCUCCGCCUGGCUUAUUUAAGGGUUCUUUGGAUCGUUUUAAUGGUAUCACUGUAGAUUCUGCUGUUGAAUUUAAUCCAGAGGAUAAUUUUGCUGAAAAAUUAGAAAAAUCUUUGGCCUAUUGGCAGGAACAGAAAAGACGCGCUAUUUGGUUUCAUGUUAAAACGGAACAUUCGGAAUGGGUACCACAUUUAACCAAGAUGAAUUUCGAAUUUCAUCAUGCCAAAAACGGUAUGGUGGUCCUCAAUCGUUGGCUCCCUCAGGAUGAAUAUCCAAAUCUGCCCGUUUAUUCGCACACCAUGUUAGGCGUAGGAGGUCUAGUAGUGAAUGAGAAUAAUGAAGUACUCGUGGUAUCAGAACGUUUCGCCCUUAUACCCAACAGUUGGAAAUUGCCGGGAGGUUAUGCUGAGCCGCAUGAAAACAUAGUUGACGCCGCCAUACGUGAAGUACGCGAAGAGACAGGUGUAGAAAGUGUUUUCAAUACUGUCAUUAGUAUGAGACAUGCUCACGGUGGACCCUUCGGUUGUUCCGAUAUCUAUUGUGUGGUGGCCUUAACACCUACUUCGCUAGAGCUACAGCGCUGUGAACGUGAAAUAGCUAAAGUAAAAUGGAUGCCUUGCGAUGAGUACUUACAACAUCCCAAUGUCCAUGAGACUAAUAGACAUUUCCUAAGAUGUUUUUUGGAUUAUAAAAAACGUGGCAUACGUUUCACCUGUGAACUGGCACAACAUCAAAUAUUGAAAAAGGAAUAUUGUUUGUAUUACAUGAAAGCCAUUGAGCAGGGGGAAAGCGAGAAAAAUGGUAAACAGCAGGAUUCACAGGAAAUGGAAAAACUGUAACAUUUAUUAAGACAAAUUAUGUUUAAUGUUAUAACAUAAAUGUUUUUUGUAAAAUAUUACUAAAGAAAGAAAAAGCUGUGCUUUUAAUUUAACUUUUAUAAAGGAAUUGUAAGUGAAAUUUUGUUUAGUUUA
Molecule: messenger RNA, 1759 nt
Organism: Lucilia cuprina (Australian sheep blowfly)
Lineage: Eukaryota; Metazoa; Arthropoda; Insecta; Diptera; Calliphoridae
Product: nudix hydrolase 2
Exons: 5
Coding region: 479-1627 (382 amino acids)
Molecular function (GO): NADH pyrophosphatase activity; NAD binding; ADP-ribose diphosphatase activity
Source: RefSeq, a predicted model, not a curated record